AUGCUGGGUGUCAUUCUGUCCCUCCUCAUCCUAAUGACUGUGGGUGGAAAUGUGCUGGUGUGCCUGGCUGUCUGUGCCUCUCGCCGCCUCCGCUGCCUCACUAACUGUUUCAUUGUGUCACUGGCUGUGACAGACCUGCUGCUCGGCCUCUUGGUCCUCCCAUUCUCCGCCCUCCUUCAGCUCAAUGACGACUGGCCUCUUGGACCAGUCUUCUGCAACUUCUACAUCUCCAUGGAUGUUAUGUUAUGCACUGCCUCCAUUCUCACGCUCCUGGCCAUCAGUGUGGACCGUUACCUGGCAGUGACCUUGCCUCUGAGAUACACCUCACUCGUGCUGCCUUGGAGAGUUGCUGUAGCCAUGGCGGGUGUCUGGACAGUGUCUGUGGCCGUGUCAUUCCUGCCCAUUCAAAUGGGUUGGAACACUGUUAAUGGGACCGUGCAGAACCAGGGGCCCUGGGCUUCAGAGAGGAGUUGUCGUUUCGAGCUGAACAGGCCUUAUGUUCUCACCGACUCUCUCGUCACCUUCUACUUGCCUCUGGUGGCUAUGUGCUGGACCUACCUUAGAAUACUUCAGAUUGCCAGGGCACAGGCCAAGCGCAAUAACAAUCCCUCCACCUGCACCACUUUGGUUUCCAGUGCGACAGCUGUGGUACUGCGCGAGCACAAAGCCACAGUGACACUAGCAGCAGUAAUCGGUGCGUUUGUCGUGUGUUGGUUACCUUAUUUCAUCUUGUUCACAGUGUUGGGUUUAGAAGAGCAUCCUGACCCUGGCGUAGUACCAGAGUUUCCUGUGGUAUUGUGGUUGGGAUAUGCUAACUCAGCUCUCAACCCAAUCCUCUACGGAGCCCUCAACAGGGACUUCAGCGUGUCGGUGCGCCGACAGCCAUCUCCCACUAUAACCACAGCAGGAGGACAGCUUACAGGGGCAACACUGCGGCACAACCACGCCCCUGCCACCUCCAGGGCUGCUAUAGUCGAUCAAAACGUCAUGCUUCAAGAAAUAAACUGCACGACAGCCAAAUCGACCAUCCGCUUUGCAAAUGGCACUGCUGUCACAAAUAUCUCGGGGCCUCCCCCCUCUGACAUUCAAUCAGUCAUCGUGGUGCCAGCCAAUGAAAGGUGGAGAGGGAUGGAGGAGGACGGAGCUGCUUCUGAGCGUUUUGACGCGCUGAGAGGAGGACAGAGCGUCACAUCUCUCCAAACGCCCAUCAAACUUUCAGCACAGGCUGUAGAGAGGACCCAGUCCUCUGAAAGAGGCCUGUUAGAGACCACGGGGACGCGCUGA
Molecule: messenger RNA, 1284 nt
Organism: Cololabis saira (Pacific saury)
Lineage: Eukaryota; Metazoa; Chordata; Actinopteri; Beloniformes; Belonidae
Gene: hrh2a
Product: histamine receptor H2a
Exons: 5
Coding region: 1-1284 (427 amino acids)
Biological process (GO): chemical synaptic transmission; adenylate cyclase-activating adrenergic receptor signaling pathway; regulation of appetite
Cellular component (GO): plasma membrane
Molecular function (GO): G protein-coupled serotonin receptor activity
Source: RefSeq, a predicted model, not a curated record